GUGAGCCACUGCGCCCGGCCAAUUUUUGUACUUUUUGUAGAGACUGGGGUCUCCCGAUGUUGCGCAGGCUGGUCUAGAACUCCUGAGAGCUAAAACCAUUCUCCGGGCUCCGCCUCCCAAAGUGCCGGGAUAACAGGCCUGAUGCACCGCUCCCCGGCUGGGGGCGCCUUCUGUGCGUCUCGGGGCCGCCCCAGGCCAGAGGAGACCCUGGCCACUAGGAUGUGGGCUCUAGUCUCGAUGCUUCUCAGCUGCUGAGACCCUGGCGAGCCCAUUCCGUCUCUAGGUGUCAGGUGACUUGUCUAUAAAAUGGGGCCACCUGCCUGCAGCGAUUGUUGUGGGGUCCACCCCCCAGCUUGGGAACCCGCGUGCAGGCAGCUAGGAGGGGGCCCACAUGGACGGUGCGGGGGGCCCGGGUUCACCCCGACUUUUCCCGGGCUUCCUCGUUCCCGGGCUUCAAGUCUGGGCCUCAGUUUCCCUGCCCGUCCUCGACCCUCCCCACCUCGAAGCUCUGCGGGUAAGGAAGGACCCUGACUGGGGCGAACGGGACGCCAGGGCGGGGUUUCUCUUGCGGGGGCGGGGCCUCCGGACCGGCCGGAGCCGGUUUGGCCACCGGAGACCCCCAUCGGGCAGCCGCCAGGCCCCACUCGCUCGCGGUCUCCGCGCCCCGACGGCUGCGCCAUGUGUAUCUGCGGGACGGCGCACCCGGCGCUGGACGAGGGCCCCGUGCGCUGCCGGGCGGGUCCCCGAGACCUCCUUGAGGCCCGCCGCCCGCUGGCCCACGAGUGCCUGGGUGAGGCCCUGCGUGUCAUGCGUCAGAUCAUCUCCAAGUACCCGCUGCUGAACACCGUGGAGACGCUCACGGCAGCCGGCACCCUCAUUGCCAAGGUCAAAGCCUUCCAUUACGAGAGCAACAAUGAUCUGGAGAAACAGGAGUUUGAGAAGGCCCUGGAGACGAUUGCUGUGGCCUUCAGUAGCACGGUGUCCGAGUUCCUCAUGGGUGAAGUGGACAGCAGCACCCUCCUAGCAGUGCCUCCCGGGGACUCGAGCCAGUCCAUGGAAAGCCUGUACGGACCGGGCAGUGAGGGUACCCCUCCCAGUCUUGACGACUGCGAUGCCGGCUGCCUGCCCGCCGAGGAGGUGGACGUGCUGCUGCAGCGCUGUGAGGGGGGCGUGGAUGCUGCGCUCCUGUAUGCCAAGAACAUGGCCAAGUACAUGAAGGACCUCAUCAGCUAUCUGGAGAAGCGGACGACGCUGGAGAUGGAGUUUGCCAAGGGCCUGCAGAAGAUCGCUCACAACUGCAGACAGAGCAUUGUGCAAGAGCUCCACAUGCCGCUCCUGUCCAUCUACUCGCUGGCCCUGGAGCAGGACCUGGAGUUCGGCCACGGCAUGGUGCAGGCGGUGGGCACCUUGCAGACCCAGACCUUCAUGCAGCCCCUGACCCUGCGGCGGCUUGAACACGAGAAGCGCAGGAAGGAGAUCAAGGAGGCCUGGCACCGCGCCCAGAGGAAGCUGCAAGAGGCAGAGUCUAACCUGCGCAAGGCCAAGCAGGGUUACACGCAGCGCUGCGAGGACCACGACAAAGCUCGCUUCCUCGUGGCCAAGGCAGAGGAGGAGCAGGCUGGCACCACGCCGGGAGCCGGCAGCACAGUCACCAAGACGCUGGACAAGCGGCGGCGGCUGGAGGAGGAGGCCAAGAACAAGGCGGAGGAAGCUAUGGCCACCUACCGCACCUGCGUGGCCGACGCGAAGACGCAGAAGCAGGAGCUGGAGGAUACCAAGGUGACGACGCUGCGGCAUAUCCAAGAGGUCAUCCGGCAGAGCGACCAGACCAUCAAGACGGCCACCAUCUCCUACUAUCAGAUGAUGCAUAUGCAGACGGCGCCGCUGCCCGUGCACUUCCAGAUGCUGUGUGAGAGCAGCAAGCUGUACGACCCGGGCCAGCAGUACGCCUCGCACGUGCGCCAGCUGCAGCGGGACCAGGAGCCCGAUGUGCACUACGACUUUGAGCCCCACGUCUCCGCCAACGCCUGGUCCCCAGUCCUGCGUGCCCGGAAGAGCAGCUUCCACGUGAGUGAUGUGGCGGGGCCCGAGGCUGCCGGAAGCCCCCCAGAGGAAGGCGGUUGCAUUGAGGGCGCACCUGCCAAGGAGCGCCGGGCCGGGCGAGGACACCAGGUUCACAAGUCAUGGCCGCUCUCGAUCGCAGACUCGGACGGUGGGCUGGACCCCGGCCCUGGCACAGGGGACUUUAAGAAGUUUGAGCGGACGUCAUCCAGUGGCACCAUGUCGUCCACGGAGGAGCUGGUGGACCCGGAUGGUGGAGCUGGGCCUUCAGCCUUCGAGCAGGCUGACCUCAACGGCAUGACCCCUGAGCUGCCAGUGGCUGUGCCCAGUGGGCCGUUCCGCCACGAGGGGCUGUCCAAGGCGGCCCGUACUCACCGGCUCCGGAAGCUCCGCACGCCCGCCAAGUGCCGCGAGUGCAACAGCUACGUCUACUUCCAGGGUGCUGAGUGCGAGGAGUGCUGUCUGGCCUGCCACAAAAAAUGUCUGGAGACGCUGGCCAUACAGUGCGGGCACAAGAAGCUGCAGGGCCGCCUGCAGCUGUUCGGCCAGGACUUCAGCCAGGCGGCCCGCAGUGCCCACGACGGCGUGCCCUUCAUUGUCAAGAAGUGCGUCUGCGAGAUCGAGCGGCGGGCGCUGCGCACCAAGGGCAUCUACCGGGUCAAUGGGGUAAAGACGCGCGUGGAGAAGCUAUGCCAGGCCUUUGAGAACGGCAAGGAGCUGGUCGAGUUGUCGCAGGCCUCUCCCCACGACAUCAGCAACGUUCUCAAGCUCUACCUGCGCCAGCUUCCCGAGCCGCUCAUCUCCUUCCGCCUCUACCACGAGCUCGUGGGGCUGGCUAAGGACAGCCUGAAGGCAGAGGCCGAGGCCAAGGCGGCGUCCCGGGGCCGUCAGGACGGCUCGGAGAGCGAGGCAGUGGCGGUGGCCAUGGCAGGUCGGCUGCGGGAGCUCCUGCGGGACCUGCCGUCCGAGAACCGGGCCUCGCUGCAGUACCUGCUGCGGCACCUACGCAGGAUCGUGGAGGUGGAGCAGGACAACAAGAUGACCCCUGGGAACCUGGGCAUCGUGUUCGGGCCCACGCUGCUGCGGCCACGGCCCACCGAGGCCACCGUGUCUCUCUCCUCCCUGGUGGAUUACCCCCACCAGGCCCGCGUCAUUGAGACUCUCAUCGUCCACUAUGGGCUGGUCUUCGAGGAGAAGCCGGAGGAGACCCCCGGGGGCCAGGACGAGUCAUCCAGCCAGCGAGCUGAGGUGGUCAUCCAGGUGCCAUACCUGGAAGCGGGCGAGGGGGUGGCCUACCCCCUGCAGGAGGCUGCGGAGGACGGGUGCAGAGAAUCCCGAGUUGUGUCCAACGACUCAGACUCGGACCUAGAGGAGGCCUCCGAGCUGCUGUCCUCAUCAGAGGCCAGUGCCCUGCGCCGCCUCAGCUUCCUGGAGCAGCAGCAGAGCGAGGCCAGCCUGGAGGAGGCUUCUGGCAGCCACAGCGGCAGCGAGGAGCAGCUGGAGGCCACCGCCCGGGAGGACGGGAACGAGGACAACCCGGCCCAGCAGCCCUCAGGAUUCAACACAAACCAGUCCAACAACGUGCUGCAGGCCCCACUGCCCACUGGGAGGCUCCGUGGCGGGCAGAUUGCGCUGGGCUCCUGCAGGGAGAGGCAGCCUGAGUUCGUGUGAGCUGGGGCGGGGCCGGGACCACAGGUGGCUUCUCUCGCCUGCUCCUGUCCCUCCAGGGCGCCUCCAGCGCCGGCAUAGCUUAGCUGCGCCGUCCUGGGGUCGCUGCCGAGCGCGCCUGGACUUGGUUGUCCUGCCAGCAUGCGCCUCCUCCCAGAAGCUUCCAGGAGCAAAAGGGCCCUGGGGCCACGGGGUGCGCCCUGCGCUCUCCCCUGCACCCCGGCUCAGCUGAGCUGAGGGACACUGCUGCCUCAUGAAGUCGCAGUGGCCUUGUUGGUGCCCACAGGGCUGUGUGGAUGGAGGAAGCGGUCCCUGCCCGGCGCAUGCCCCUGGUCAUCACAGGGACGGUGGCCCUGCCCCGCCUCUCACAGCUCUGUCGCAGGGACUCCGGAAACCAUUCUGGGAGCCGUGGAUGGGGGCGGAGGCUGGGGUCUGGUGCGGUUUCCAGGGUGCAGUACAGCGGGGCCUGAAUACUGGCCCUAGAUUCCCUUUUCCAGAACACCAGGUGUGGCCGCCUGGGGCUUAGGUACACAGUGGGGCCUCUCAGAAGCCACCGUGUAGUUCCUUCACAGGCACGUUUAUUUUGCUGAAUAAAGGUUUGAAUCAGG
Piliocolobus tephrosceles (Ugandan red Colobus) is the source of this 4337-nucleotide messenger RNA. It is a transcript of the gene ARHGAP45, whose product is annotated as Rho GTPase activating protein 45. Gene Ontology annotation, cellular component: membrane. The transcript is spliced from 22 exons. The record is from RefSeq and is a predicted model, not a curated record. NCBI's taxonomy places the organism in Eukaryota, Metazoa, Chordata, Mammalia, Primates, Cercopithecidae. The coding region runs from base 679 to 3732 and encodes 1017 amino acids. Gene Ontology annotation, molecular function: GTPase activator activity. Gene Ontology annotation, biological process: activation of GTPase activity; signal transduction.